AACAACAGUGAAGUCUUCUCCGAAUGUAGAAAGGAUUAUUCCGUUGUCCGUACUCCCAGAGUUCCAGUUCCAGUUCCAACCUUCAUUGGGUGCCUGUUAAAUCUCAUCACGUGCAAUCAUCACAGCUGGAGUUGGCCAGGGAGAGCAAUUUUGGAAGGAAAACUCUCUCUCUGCAUCUUUCUCUCCAUCUCCAGAUCCACCAGUGAAUUCUCUUUUCAGACAGUGAUGCAUUGUUUCGUUUGAUGAUCUAACGACGCUUUCUUUGUUAAUUCCAUUGAUAUCUCGCUGAUCCAAAACCCUAACAUGUUUUCUUCUUCGCCACUCCUGUUUAUGGUGAAAAGAAAGAGCAAUUGACCGAAAAACAAAUUGCAAGAUCGAUAGGAAUUUCUAUCUGGUUGAGUUCACUGCGAUUUUUGUUUUUCUUGGUAGCUUCCUUUAUCUACAGUAUGAAAGAAGGAAAAUCGGUUAAAUUUAAUCUUCAGCAGCAGAACGAUCGUGUCUCUCCGUUUAAACUCGCCAAAUUGUUAGAUCCCGAAGCUUCGUGGGACAAGGAUCAAUUGGGCGAUGCUUUACAUUGGAUCCGGCAAGUUAUUGGCCUUGUAUGUGGGUUGCUGUGGGGUGCUGUCCCUUUCGUUGGUGCCAUUUGGAUUGUCGUAUUUCUGAUGCUGUCCUCGGGAAUUAUUUAUGGGUACUACUCAAUAAUCCUAAAAAUUGAUGAGGAGGAUUUUGGAGGUCACGGAGCCCUCCUUCAGGAAGGACUUUUUGCAUCAGUUACUCUGUUUCUACUUGUUUGGACUCUAGUAUACAGCUUAGCUCAUUUCUGAUUGGUCGUUUACACUGAUGUGCCAAACGCAUCCAUACUGGAUUUUCCUAUCUCAUUUAGUCUUCUCUUUUUUCAUAUUCUGGAGCAACAGUUGGCACAAUUUUCUCAAUUAAGUGAACCACCAUUGGUUAUCCCCACACAAGAAAGGGAGAUUAAGUCUUACCAAUUAUGAGGAUCAGUGCAUGUCAUGGUGCCGUACUGGCAUGGUGCAGGGAGCUAUGUAAUUGUGCAGCUUGUACGGUUACAAGAAAAAUGGAAUCUAGGAUGGUGAGUUUCAUGUAGCCUACUUUUUUUUUUUAUUUAAGUCAUAAGUUUGUUUUUGGUAGUGAAAUUUGUUAUUUAGCAAAGCUUGACAACACCUUGGAGGCUGGAAUGAAACAAAAUGUCUCAUUACUGGA
This is a messenger RNA of Macadamia integrifolia, 1221 nucleotides long. Its product is annotated as respirasome Complex Assembly Factor 1-like. Gene Ontology annotation, biological process: mitochondrial respirasome assembly. The transcript has 4 exons. The record is from RefSeq and is a predicted model, not a curated record. Lineage: Eukaryota; Viridiplantae; Streptophyta; Magnoliopsida; Proteales; Proteaceae. The coding region runs from base 447 to 824 and encodes 125 amino acids.